Molecule: messenger RNA, 2316 nt
Organism: Trypanosoma conorhini
Lineage: Eukaryota; Euglenozoa; Kinetoplastea; Trypanosomatida; Trypanosomatidae
Exons: 1
Molecular function (GO): DNA binding
Source: RefSeq, a predicted model, not a curated record
AUGCUGCAAUGGCGCGUGCGCCACUUUCCACCCCGCGUUGAGUGGCUGCUCAGUGGCCUCGGCCGGCAGGCCGGGAGAGGGCCGGCGGCACCCAGCCAGCUGUGGUGCUCGCGGCGGAAGUGCGCGGGCCAUGCAUCACAGUUUGUCACAGAGGCCACGCUCCGCAGCGGCACCCGUGGCAAUCGCCACCACUGCCUCAACAGUAACCAGACUACCUCUGCUGCUGCUCCUAAUUUCACUUCCAUGCGUGAGGCAGGGAAACUCUCGGCACCGCUCCUGAAGCCAGAAGCGGCGGAGACAAGUACCUCCUCGAGUGCUUGGGACUUGCGGCAGCUGCUUUUUGGCCUCCAUGAUUUUCGAACGGGAGUUGUGACGUACGUGGAGGCGGAGGAGCGCCUGCGCGGCAUGCAAUUGCUGGAGGAGUGGAUGAUCCAAAAACUGUUUGUAGAGAGCGGCUGGGUGCGUCAGCUGCAGGACAGCGCCGAGACGGCACCACAGUACCGCGGUGUCGUGGGCGAGCAAAAGAUCCUGCGCUACAUGCUGCACCGCUUUCUUUCUGAUGAAACCAUCUGGCGGGACGAUCUUCUUAGCUUGUUAGAGCUCCUUCUUGGUGUCGUGGAUCAGUGCACGUGCUGCCCACCCCGGAGGGAUGCGUCGCAGCACACCGCAGCGCAGCCCGGCCUCAUGUCAGGAGAUAAUUCUGUCUGCGGUGAUAACAACGAUAACAUUCUGGGCGUGUUCCCGCUGAGCAUCCCGGGCUCUCUCCUCAUGGGACCAGAAAAGAUGAACUUCUACUCAUAUGGUUUGCAGAAUAUUCUCUGGGACUUCCUGCACCUAGAGGCGUCUUCGUUCGGUGGCACCUCUGCACUCUGGCUUGCCUUUGUGGCCUCCCACCGCAACCUGCUCUCGCUGCCUUCCCCGCAGCGCCCGCCAUUCAGUCGGUACGAGUGUCAUCCUGGGCUUUUAGGUGUGGAGUUUGUCGAAGCGCCGCACGCUGCGCAGCCUGGGAAAACCAUGCAGGAUUUGAGUUCAGUGGCGGGCGGGGCUGCACCUCACGAGGCUGAGGCGUGCAGAUUGCAGGACGACGAGCAGGCGGCUGCGGCGUCGAACGACAGCGAGGCUGGCGAGACAGCAACGACGCCGAUGACGAUGGACGAUGAGCGUGGGAAAUCGUAUCUGCGUGACAGGUUCUACAUGAACGUGAUAGAGCCGGGCGAGGUGUCAUUUCCCGUGAGCAGCACCCCGCCGGGCGCCCUGCAGGCCUCUUGGCGAGGGGAGCGCGAGCUGCUUAACCCCGUGAACGGGGAGGUGGAGGAUGUCCACCUCACGCACCUCUGGAGCAUCUUCCAGGCGCUGAGGCUGGAGGACAGCAUCGAUAUGUACCGUGCCGUGCGCCAUGGGGAUCUGGAGAAGUUACAGGGAGAGGUGUUCAUGGACGUGCUCGCACGAAAGGGGCUUUUAAUGCUCUUUUUCGCCCGUGACGAGGUAAGGGCAGUGACCCCGCCGCCCACGACGUUUCAUCGACUCAGGCGGCUGCAUCAAGAGCUAGGCGCACUGGUCUCAUGGCCCUCCACGCAUAACUACCGCGUGCCUCCACCACCAGCAGCACCAUCGUUUGACCAACUCGCCCUCCCCUCUCAGCUCUCCUUCAGCUGCUUCGCCCAACUCCAUGCCCCCGUACAACGAGAUCUGUACCGAUGUGCCACUCCCAGUGCGUCUCCGGCACAGUUAUACGACCGCUACCGCGAGAGUUACCUGCGGUUUGCCGUGCAGCCAGCAGCUCAUUUAAAGGAAGGCCAUAACGAAGAUGCGGGUAAACCCCUUUUGGGUGAGAGCUCUGCAGUGUUAGGCCAGUGUAAAUUUCCGGCAUUUGAAUGUCUUAGCCAACUCCAGCAGAUGGCGUUUCAGUAUCCCUUCCAGGAUGCGGCGCCGUAUUCCGCUCCACAACAAAGCAUAGACGGCAAUUGUACCAAUGAUGAAAUACUAGGUAACGCAGCAAUUCAACAAUACAAUACGACAGAACUCAUCCUGCCCGAGCUGAGUGAGGAGUCUCUUCCUCCAGUCCGGCGGCGCGGGCGGCCGAGAAAGGCGGCGCCGGCGGAGCCCGAGGCGCUUGAGGAGUCCACCUCUGCAGCCGGGCAGCGCGAAGAGUGGGCGGGUUCCGAGGAGCCAGCGGAACCUGAGUCGCCUGCGGAGACUCUUUCUCCAGUCCGGCGGCGCGGGCGGCCGAGAAAGGCGGCGCCGGCGGAGCCCGAGGCGCUUGGAGGAGUCCACCUCUGCAGGCCGGGCAGCGCGAAGAGUGGACGGGUUCCGAGG